Molecule: messenger RNA, 1760 nt
Organism: Scaptodrosophila lebanonensis
Lineage: Eukaryota; Metazoa; Arthropoda; Insecta; Diptera; Drosophilidae
Product: mediator of RNA polymerase II transcription subunit 15
Exons: 1
Coding region: 30-1688 (552 amino acids)
Source: RefSeq, a predicted model, not a curated record
AUGACGUCGAUAUUUCUCGACAGAGAGAAAUGUGUCAACAAGCACAUUGUGCAAUAACAAUACCAACAAGGAUCGCAGCUCUGGUAGUCAUUCUGAACAUUGCGAACAUUGCACUGCCGACUGUGGACAGUCAGCAGUCCGUGGCCCAGAUGGAGGCUAUGGUCGAGAAGACGCGUCUGCAACCAAACUAUAUUAAUGGCGUUCUGAGUCUGAAGGGUAGUUUGCUCUCCGGCUUUGUUGGCAAGAACGCACCUGGUCUCUAUGAAAAUUCAAAUCAGCAGCAGACAAGUAACAAGGAGUCCUUUGUUUGCAAUAAUGCCAACCCUUUGCAAGCCACAUCCGAAGUUAGACAGCGUAGUGAUUCGAGUGAAAGUAUGGCGCCCGGUACAAACUUUAAUCCACUACGGAAGGCCAUGGCACGGCUUGCCAGUUUGAACUACGCCCAACAGCCGGAACUGAUGUCGCAGGAAACACAGCAAGUAGAUCCUCAGCAGACGCCAUUCGAACAGAAACUCCAGCAGAUGCAACAAGAAGUGGCGCCGCCAUCGCAAGCUGUGCCACAGCAGCAACAGCAGUCCGAACCCGGUCUGUCCCGGCAGUAUGGAUCUCCACUGGCCAUGCAAACGGAUCGCCAGGCAAAUCGUUAUACACAAGAAUUUCCGCCCCAUUUCCUCUUCCAGCCGCCUUUUGUGCCAUUAGGGUUGUUUUCGAAACAAGAUUCUCAGCAGCAGCAGCAACAUCAGCCGCGGAGUCAGGAGCAACCCACGCAGGAGCAGCUCCAGCUUCUGAAGCAGCUUAAAGAUUAUUUUGGGCAGACGCAGCUGCCACUAUUUGCCACCAACCAGCAAUUAGAACAGCAGCCUCAGUCGCAGCCUCAACCGCAGCCUCAACCACAGCCUCAGCAACAGCCCCAGCCCCAGCCCCAACUCCCUCAGGAUGAAGGAUCAUUACCGCCGGCGGCCUUGGAUGUGGUUCAGCUUGCACAAACUGAGUCACCAGACGAUGAUGACACCGACAAUGGACAGUGUCCAGCAGGCUCCGAAGAUGACGAAAGUUCAACAACGAUUGCGCCUACAACCGCUCCAAAACUACCUUCAACAUCAGCUCCCACUCGAUCCUCUUCAACAACACGGAAAACUACAAAGAAGCCCAAAGAAAAGAGCACCACUUCGAGGACGACUGAAACCGAUGAUGAAGUCGUCACUCCCCGAGUCGAUGUCGAUAACAAAGCAUCGACAACUGAAAAGCCAAGGACUAAGCCAACGAAAUCGACUACUAAAAAGCUGCCCUGCUGCACUAAGCCAGCCAAGCGCGAGAGUUCCAAAGGCAAGGCCAAUAAUGAUAAGCCCAAUGUCAUACACUUUUCGCUGUCCGUGGGCAAAGAACAAUCAGUCCCACAGUCCCAGGCACAGCCUGAGCAAAAGGUGCAUGGAAAGACCACAUUUCGGCAUAGUCGACAUGCAUCUCAGCCAGAAUUGCGGGUGUGUGCGAUUCGGACGCUACUGCGUUAUCGCAAUAUCCUUGGCGACCUUAAGGAUCGGCGUCAGCAGCGGUAUCAGCGACGAAAGCGGCGACGAAGAGGAAAGAGAACGGAAAAGUCACCGGAUACGGACCAGAAAAAGAGACACGCGUUCGAUAGAAAGCAGCUGCUGCUUGCUGAGGCAAAAAUUUGGCCCAUCAAAUUUUAAAAUAAGGUUCGAUUGUUUCCAUGUUUGCUCCCAAGAAUCAGCAUUAAAUAUAUUUUCUAUAUACAUUUGUAA